Messenger RNA from Kwoniella botswanensis, 819 nucleotides. RefSeq lists its product as uncharacterized. The record is from RefSeq and is a predicted model, not a curated record. NCBI's taxonomy places the organism in Eukaryota, Fungi, Basidiomycota, Tremellomycetes, Tremellales, Cryptococcaceae. Bases 1 to 819 code for a protein of 272 amino acids. The transcript has 7 exons.
AUGGCAUCAUCAAGCUAUACUGACGCUAUAAUGCUCUUCGGAGACUCUCUCACGCAGGCUGCGACGGAUGGCUCUUUGACUCAACGGAUGACAGAAUACUACAUGAGAAGGUGUGAUAUCGUCAACAGAGGGUAUGGAGGCUACAACAGUGACUGGGCUAUUCCGGUGUUCGAACAAGUCUUCGCUACGAAAGAAGCAAGAGAGAAGGGUUAUGCUCAACAUGUGAAAUUGAUAACCAUCUGGUUAGGUGCCAACGAUGCUACUUUACCUGAUACCCCUCAAUACGUCCCUCUUGACAGAUACAAAUCCAACCUGGCUCAACUUAUACAUUUCAUCAAAGAUCCUUCAUCUGACUACUAUUCACCAGAGACCAAGAUAAUCUUGAUCAAUGCUCCACCCAUCAUCGAGUCUGCCUGGGUAGAAGCUAGAGUAGAGAAAUGGAAAUCAUUUGGAAGCGAGGGACCUAAACCUGAACAGAAUAGAGAUAGGAAAGUGACCAAACAGUAUGCCGAUGCGGCUUUGGAAGUCGCCAAAGAACAAGGUGUAGAGGGUGUGGAUCUUUGGACGGCUAUUGUCCAAGCUGCUGGCGGGGAAGGUGCGGACCAACUCGCUCCUUACUUCUACGAUGGUCUUCAUCUCACUUCUGAGGGUUAUGCGAUAUUGUUCAAAGUUCUUUCAGAUCUGAUAGUAUCGAAGUUCCCAGAACUCAACCCUGAGACCACGCCUAUGAGAAUGCCUCAUUGGGCAGAUGUCGAUCUGGCAAACCCAAGGGAAGCCUUUGAAAAAGUCAAGAAGGGACGUCUCGCAGGUGAAUUGUGA